AUGACACCCCCCAACAAAAACGUUAUCUUCGAUGUAGUCGGCACCCUCGUCAGCUAUGAGCAUCUUUACGAAGCUAUCAAAAUUCGCCUGCGAGACAAGCUCUUUCCCCGUGGCAUUCAACCCACGCUCCUCGGAAUAUGCUGGCUAGAAAUGGCAGAGCGCGAGUCCACAUACUUAUCUCUCCACGGCCAUUACGUGCACUUCCUCAAGCUUUUUGAAGCUCUAUUCUACCGCUAUCUUCAUUACGCUGGUGUUGAGAAUCCCCGCUCUGUUGCAACUGCGGAGGAUAUUGCUUACUUGAUGGACGAGUUCAAGGAGUUGAAGCUUAGGAACGGAGCUGAAGAGUGUGUCCGGAAGCUCCGCGAUGCGGGCUUUACGGUCUGGUACUUCACGACUGGUGAUAUCUUUCGUGUUGCGGAAUAUUUCGAGAAGGCUGGAGUUGACAUGCCGGCUGAGAAUCUUCUAUCUUGUGAUACGGCUGGAGUGGCGAAGCCGUGUUCUGAGGCAUAUGGGCCUAUUUUGAAGAGGCUUUCAACUUCUGAGUCAAAGCCUUGGUUUGCGGCCGCGCAUCUUUGGGACGCUUCUGGUGCACAGUCUGCUGGGUAA
Fusarium tjaetaba is the source of this 606-nucleotide messenger RNA. Its product is annotated as 2-haloalkanoic acid dehalogenase. The transcript has a single exon. The record is from RefSeq and is a predicted model, not a curated record. NCBI's taxonomy places the organism in Eukaryota, Fungi, Ascomycota, Sordariomycetes, Hypocreales, Nectriaceae. The coding region runs from base 1 to 606 and encodes 201 amino acids.